Dendroctonus ponderosae (mountain pine beetle) is the source of this 989-nucleotide messenger RNA. It is a transcript of the gene Prosbeta7, whose product is annotated as proteasome subunit beta type-4. Gene Ontology annotation, cellular component: proteasome core complex. Bases 197 to 895 code for a protein of 232 amino acids. The record is from RefSeq and is a predicted model, not a curated record. The transcript is spliced from 5 exons. Lineage: Eukaryota; Metazoa; Arthropoda; Insecta; Coleoptera; Curculionidae.
GAUGAGCCACUCGCACAGAACAAGCCACUCGUCCACAGACUACCCACAGCUAACCAACAAAUCGCCAUGUCAUUCUGAUAGUUGUGUUUUCAUUGCAAGAACCACAAGCUACUUACUAUACAGCACAGAAACGUCCAGAACCACCAACCUUCUUCAACUUGCCCAAGAUUAACUUUCGGCAACGACCUUACCCAGGAUGGUCUUUCCGGACGGCCCUUCCAACUUCAAGCAAUUUUCGCAGGGUCCAGUAACAACGUCCACCUCCUUGGUGGCUCUGACGUACAACAAUGGCAUCGUAGUGGCAGGCGACUUGCUGGCCUCAUACGGAUCCCUGGCCAGAUACUCCAACUGUCCUCGCAUCGUCAAAAUCAACAACAACCUCUUGCUGGCAGCAAGUGGCGAUUAUGCGGACUUUCAGUUCGUCAAAAAUUUAGUCGAGCAAAAAGUAAUCAGCGAAGAGUGUUUGGAUGAUGGGCUUCCCCUGAAGCCCAAGGCACUCUACUGCUGGCUGACGCGAGUCCUCUACAACAGACGUAGCCAAAUGGAUCCUCUGUGGAACAACUUCAUUAUAGCUGGUAUCCAGGAUGGCGAACCCUUCUUGGGCACCGUGGAUAAGCAGGGCACGGCCUACGAGGACAAAGCGAUCUGCACGGGUUACGGCGCUCACAUCGCCACCCCCUUACUCAGAGACGUUCUGGAUAAGACUCCCCAGCUGGAUAUGGCGGAAGCGCGAGCUCAGGUGGCGCGCUGCAUGGAGGUGCUGUACUAUCGCGAUGCCAGAGGCUACGACAAGUACCAGCAAGGCACGGUUGAUGUCAAUCAAGGCGUGGAAAUUCAAAGCCCGUUGGCUGUGACCCACAGCUGGGACAUCGCUUACUCUAUUAAUGGCUAUUAAUCUGUGAUUGAAAUUUGUUUUCAUGAUAAAGAGCGUUCUUUGCUUGAAAAGCCCGUUGGUUUGUUCCCCACUUUGUCAAGAAUGGAUACUUGUA